Messenger RNA from Protopterus annectens (West African lungfish), 5184 nucleotides. It is a transcript of the gene MLLT1, whose product is annotated as MLLT1 super elongation complex subunit. Gene Ontology annotation, cellular component: super elongation complex. The record is from RefSeq and is a predicted model, not a curated record. The transcript has 13 exons. Gene Ontology annotation, biological process: regulation of DNA-templated transcription. Lineage: Eukaryota; Metazoa; Chordata; Ceratodontiformes; Protopteridae. Bases 155 to 1843 code for a protein of 562 amino acids.
UAAUACCUCUCCAGGGGGGAGGGGAGGGCAUGGGUCUAACUUCCGGUUUGUGUGUGAAAUUGACACACAAUGAGAUCGGAUCAUUGAUCGCCUUCGUUAAUCGGCUUGAUUCCCCCCUCUCCCUCCCCACCCUUCGCCGGCGAGACCACAAAUCAUGGACAAUCAGUGCACUGUCCAAGUAAAGCUUGAGCUAGGACACAGAGCUCAGCUACGGAAGAAGCCUACUGCUGAGGGUUUCACUCAUGACUGGAUGGUGUUUGUCCGUGGUCCAGAGCAGUGCGAUAUCCAGCAUUUUGUAGAAAAGGUGGUGUUUCGUCUGCACGAGAGCUUCCCUAAACCAAAACGUGUUUGUAAAGAGCCUCCAUACAAGGUGGAAGAAUCGGGGUAUGCUGGAUUUAUAAUGUACAUCGAAGUCUACUUCAAAAACAAGGAGGAGCCAAAGAAAGUAUGCUUUAAAUAUGAUCUCUUCUUGAACCUGGAAGGUAACCCACCUGUGAACCACCUACGCUGUGAGAAACUAACUUUUAACAACCCUACCAAGGAAUUCCUACGCAAACUCAUCAAGGCUGGAGGGGUACCAGUGAUGCCGGAAGGAGCUGAAGCAGUCUCUAGGCCAAGUCCAGACUACCCCAUGUUGCCCACAAUUCCACUUUCUGCAUUCUCUGAUCCUAAGAAGAGCAAACCAACUCAUGGGUCGAAGGAUGCGAGUAAAGAGAGCAGUAAGAUAUCCAAACCUCAUAAAGUAACCAAGGAACACAGAGAUAGGCCGCGGAAAGACUCUGAGAGCAAAAGUUCUUCCAAAGAUGUAGAGAGAGAACAGAGCAAGUUGCCAAAGGAGUCUUCCCGAAAACCAACAGAAAGCAAGCCUUCCAGAGAAGAGAAGGUACCUCCCAAAGCAGCUUUCAAAGAGCCAAAAUUGACUUUAAAAGAGCCGAAAACUGAGCCUGUGUCACCAAAGAGUGUCCCACAGUCAGAGUCGAAGCCUUCAAGCAAACGACCGCCCAGUGCAGAAUCACCAAAGCCUGUUAUUAAAAAACUGAAGAAAAGUAGCUCCAAGCCAGUAAAAAACUUUCCAGGGACUUCACCUCGAACUUCAUCAUCUUCCUCUUACUCUGAGAAACAAAAAAUCAAAGCAAAAGUUGUAGUAAAAACAGAAAAGGAGAAAGUCAAACCUGAGAGUGAGGUGAAGGAUAUCAAGAAGCCUGUAGUUCCCGAAGAGUCUAAUUCUGAAGAUGAGGCUUCAGUGAAAUCUGAGUCAGUGCAGUCCAGUCCAUCCAACUCCAGUUCCAGCUCAGAUUCCAGUUCCGACUCAGAUUUUGAACCACCACAGAACCACGGUCAAGGUCCUUUACGCACAAUGGUGAAAAAUCUACGGUCAGAAGAGUCAGAUGAUGACGACAGCAGCUCGGAGGAUGAAGCAAUAGUAAAAGCUAAUCCAGCAAGUCGGGAUUCCAGGUUGAGCCUGAGUGACAGCGACAGCGACAGUGACAGCAGUGAAGAUGGCAGUCCUCCCAGCCAAGACACUCCCCCUAGUCAGAAGCUAAGCACAACCAAUAAGAGGAGUGGAAAAGGGGCAGAGAGGAGGAGAGAACCAAAAUCUAACAAACCAGAAAAAUUAUUUCAGAAGGGUAGAGAGGGAAGCGCGUACACAGAAGAACUGGUCGACCUGCAUCGUAGGCUAAUGGCACUGCAGGAGCGCAAUGUCCUACAGCAGAUAGUGAACCUGAUUGAGGAAACAGGACAUUUUAAUGUUACCAACACCACAUUUGAUUUUGAUCUUUUCUCUCUGGAUGAGUCCACUGUUCGUAAACUACAGAGUUACUUGGAAGCUGUGGCAACAUGACCCUUAAUCCCUGGGGUGGCAAGCAAAAUAAAGGAGCUUCAAUUUUACCAUAAACUGCAGUCUCUUUGCACCAGGGAAAAUGGAAAACAGACAAGUUGAACCAUAGAUUCCUGGCCUUUGUCUCUCGAAACACACCUUCAGCACUGCCUUACAACCCAGCCAUGCUUCAGGAAUUAUCUCCAUGAGUGCAUUUCGUCUGGCUUGAUGGUUUGUGAUUUACCCAUUUAGGUUGCUAUCUGUGGAGACGUGUGCCCAGAGUACUAAAAGUGGCCUUCUGAUGAGCUUUUGCCUACAAAAAGGAAUUGUUUUCUAAAAAAAAAAAAAAAAAAAAAAUCACAGGUUCAAGGCUGCCCUUUCAGUUCCAGCCAUUUAGUUUCAGGUAGAAUGAAAACUUUUGCUUGAAGCUUGAAGCCUGGGUUGACAUCAGCCCAGUAGUAAGGAGGAGACUUGCCUUUCAUCUUUUGUGAUAAAUGCAGAAAAUAAGUGGAAACAUGUGACUGCGAUGUUCAUCAUUCUAGACAUCUGUAUGGUUCAUUAGCUGUUCAUCACAAGUGCUUUGAGCCCUAACGCCUCCUUGAUGAGGAAGAAUACUUGCUUCUGCACAAGGUCUUCAUUCAUUAAUCAUUCAAGUAGCUGUUGAACCCUGGAACUGUGGUUAGAAUCUCAGGAAGUGUCCCACAAAUCCACCUGUUAUAAAUGUCUGGACAUGUGAUAAAUGUUGUCAUUUCAUUUCCAUACACACUUGCAUCUACAGUGCAGGGCACCAGGGUGAAGCUGUAAUGUAUUGCAACAAAAAGGACUGUCUUAUAUUAAGUUAGCCUUGUGUUGUUGCAGUAUUGGCUUGCAUCCUGGUGGGCUUCACUGUAUAUCAGUACAGAGGUACAUAAAAAUGAGCUCACCUUUUUAAAUUAGUUGGUUAAUUUUAAAUGUGAAGGCAUCUUCAGGACCUCACCUUACACAGUGCUCAGUAGGGAGGAUUUGUUACCGCAUGCAACUUUUGGGCUCUCAGUAGAUCAUAACCACUGUAUGCCUUCUGAACCUGUACCACAGGGGAAAAGUGGUAUCACUACAAGCUGUGUGUACAAAAAGGCCAUGGAAAUUUUCAGAAAAGUACACGUUAGUCGAGCUGCAUUUUUUUCCAUUGCAAACUGCCUUUAUAAACGCUAAUGAAUAGAGCCUUCAGGAUUACACAUUAGCCUGUAACAUGCUUUUAAAGGUCGUGAGAACUGGUAUGUACACAGAUCUGCUGCCAUGUUUCAUGAUUUAGGUUCAGCUGUUAGUCCUAUAGGGGACUGGAUGACGAUUUCCCCUGAGCCUAUACUUCCACUGUACUCUGAAUGUUGGGUGAAAAGCCAUGGCACUGCAUUAGAAGCAAACUGGUUAUUGUUGUAGAAUGAGGCUUUAUGGUCUUUUACGCAGGUUUGGUCAUAGGACAUGUGUGCCCAGUUUUGUUAUGCAUACAAGCCAAGCUAUCUGCCGUUUUACAUAAUGGUACUGUCCUUAGAUUAACAGUCCAUACUGAACGGUAGGAAGGAGAUCACUCCUCCAUUCGUGCUAUGGAAGCAUGUACCAAGCAUUUUAUUUAACCUGGAAAUCUUAAAUGCCAUAGUCAGUGUGUGUGAGCAUUUGUAUGGCCUCAUGCAAGUGUAUUUCGAGUGAAAAUAAUACCUGCUUGCAUGGUGCAGCUUGCUUAUUGCACUUGAUAUCUGUUCAUUUGAGUAGAUCCUGGAUAUACAGUUGGUACAUGUCUCUGUAGACUGCAAAAUGAAGGCCUGAAAAAAAAAUCCUUGGACCAAAAUUAAGUAUUUCAAUUAUUUCUCCUGGACUUUGAUUAGAUGAACCUUUUGAGGCCAGUGAAACAGAAAAUGUCUGGAGUUAGCAGGUGAUGAGAGAGGAGUGGGUGUUUUCUGAUGAAUACAUGCAACUGAAUGUCUAGUUGGGGGUGGUUUGUUUUUUUUGGAUUUACUGGUAGUGAAACAGCUGCAUUUUAUAGAUUGUUUUAAAAAUGUUUUUCAUAUUUGGUUUCAGGUAUGGAAGUAUACUUCUCUUUGUGACGAAGUACCUAGGCAUGGACAGUUCAAUUUGCUGGAGUAAUAAGUACUGCUUAUUCUGGUCAUGUAAACAGGGCAGAGUACAAUAUUUUCUGUUGACCACACGGGCUGCUGUGGUGGUCAGUUUUCUUGCUUACACCACAUGGCUUUUGUCUAAUUGUUAUUUUCUGAAAUUUAUGGAAAUCAUUGUUAAAAAUGAUAGCCAUGAAAAAACUAUACUGUAUGUGCAUAUGAUAGCACCGUUGAUAAGCUGUAUGUUGCUUUAGUGUUGUUUGCUCUUAAAAAGUAAAUGUAUCAUUUUAAAACUGCCUUUUUUAAGCCCUAUAAGAGGGAUUUUUAACAGUUAUAUAUAUUAUAUAUAUAAACUAGUGUGUUCUGUUAAAUGUAAUUCCCUUUAUGUGUUUGUUGGAUCAUUGUUUGAAAACUGAAGGCAGUUCAUCAUGUCAUGUUUAACUUAAGAGUUACGUCCUUCACUUUGCAGACCUAAUCUGAGUGUCUGCCUUACUGCCAAGUUAUGUUUUGUUAUUUAGGAGAUUGUCUGAAUGUGGCAGGCUACAGAGUCGAUAUGCUUAAAGCAUGCAAGUAAAGAUGAUAAAGGUCUGUGUUUUCUUCACUCCUGGAGAAGUGAGUGUGGGCUACUGUUUUGUCAGAGCAGCUUGGGGGAAAUGCACUUGGCUGGCUUUGGUAGAAGUUGCCCAUUGGUCCUAGCUUAGGUUCAAAAUAUGGAAAAUUGACUGCUGUGGUAUAGAUGAAGGCAAUGAAUGAUGAAAUAAGGAAUUUGUUAAUUCUGUUACUUAUAUAGGUGGACACAGCAACACUUGCACUAUAUAUUAUUGUAGUUUCUCAUAUGCUGAAACACCCAUGCAAGUCCAGAAUUUAAAAUAAAUGAAUUGCCUGGGUUCUGUGCAUAAGUAAUAUUUAGAAGAGAAAAUUUCCAAACCUGAUAGAUAAAACAGUGAAAUUUAAGUAACCAUGUUUGCCAGCAAGGAAGACAUCUGAAGUGUAUUUAUUCUUUUUUUCUGUCUGAGAGAUGUGUAAUGGUAUACCUCAUCUCUUAAACUGUUCUAACCUGCAUGAGGAAAAAUCAAAUUGAAGGUUUCCAUUCCACCAACUGAGGAGUUUAGCAUGAAGUAUUCAAAGUUACACAGCUUUGUUAGGCCACUAGAAAAUGCAGGGAUAAAGUCCUGUAUUUUAUUAUUAUAUGCAAAACCUGCUUUUUAAAUAUUUAUAGAAUGUUCAGCAUUUCCUUUGUAGUUGGCAGUCAUUUUAUGAAUAACGACAUUGAUUCUG